AAAGUCAUUCAGAGUUUCAAAAUCUUACCCUUCAAGUGUGGGCGUAUAUGCAGAGAGUUAAUACCUUCAUGUCCUUUCAAGCCAAGCCAAAUAACACCCACAAAUCCGUACUUAUAUAUUAAUAACCCAUUGUCUUUCUCCUGAUUUAUGUAUCCAAAAACCUUUAAUCUAGCAUUAAAGAAGCAAAUACACGGUAUCGUAGAAUCAUGAGCAAGUUAACAUUUCUUUGCUUUCUUAUGUUGCUAGUGGUACCCCCUAGGAGUGCAGAUGAAGCUUAUCCUGACAGGUUUGAUAUUUUAUCAACUGUCGAGGAUUCGGACAAACAAGAAGGAGAUUACGAUGAAUUUGAGCUCUUAGACUCACCGUACUGGAAAAGUGGUCGUGGGAACAAGGUUCUUGUAAAUGUGGAUGCAUUUGGUGCAGUUGGAGAUGGAGUGUCUGAUGAUACUCAGGCCUUUGUAAAUGCAUGGAAAGAAGCUUGUUCCACACGAAAAUCAGUUCUAUUGGUCCCUGAAGAACGUAGGUACCUAGUAAAUGCUACAAGAUUUAAAGGGCCUUGUGCUGACAAGAUUAUAGUCCAGAUUGAUGGAACUAUUGUAGCGCCGGAUGAUCCCAAAAAUUGGGAUCCCAAGAACCCACGAAUUUGGCUUGGUUUUUACAAUUUAAACAGGGCUGUUUUCCAAGGAAACGGGGUUAUUGAUGGCUCAGGAAGCAAAUGGUGGGCAGCUUCUUGCAAAAGGAACAAGUCCAAUCCAUGCAAAGAAGCACCAACGGCUUUAACUAUAAGUUCUAGCUCAGCUGUAAGAGUGAAAGGCCUCACAAUUCAAAACAGCCAACAAAUGCACUUUGUGAUUACCCGUUCUGAUUCAGUUCGCGUGACUGGUGUAAAAGUUUCAGCUCCCGGGGACAGUCCCAAUACUGAUGGAAUUCAUAUUACUGAAUCAACGAAUGUAGUUCUUCAAAACUGCAAAAUUGGAACAGGUGAUGAUUGUAUCUCGAUUGUCAACGGUAGCUCAACUAUCAAGAUGAACAAUAUAUAUUGUGGGCCUGGUCAUGGAAUCAGCAUAGGCAGUCUUGGGAAGAAAAACUCCACAGGUAUAGUUGAGAUGAUUGACCUGGAUACUGCUUUCCUUCGAGGCACAACAAAUGGCCUUAGGAUCAAGACUUGGCAGGGAGGUUCCGGUUAUGUAAGAUCGGUGCGCUAUCAAAAUGUGAGGAUGGAGGACGUCUCCAAUCCCAUUAUCAUCGACCAAUUCUAUUGUGAUUCACCAAAGAAUUGUAAAAAUCAGACUUCAGCCGUUGCAAUAAGCCAAAUCAUGUACCUGAACAUAAGUGGGACUUCUAGAAGCCAAAAGGCCAUCAAAUUUGCAUGCAGUGACACAGUUCCCUGCACAGACAUCAUUCUCGACAAUAUCGACAUACAGAGCAAAGAUGGCACUGUAGAGACCUACUGCAACUCUGCUUCAGGCUUCUAUUUUGGAUAUGUUCAUCCUUCGGCAGAAUGUUUGUCGUCGUCUGAUAAGGAUUUGACGAUCUCACAGGCAAAAGAAGCCGAGGUCACCAAAAGCAGCAGAGAAUAUCUUGUCCAUACAGAACUUUGAGUCGACCUCAUUACAAUUUUUCUGAUACAUGAGCAUUAGAGUAUGAGACAGCAUGGCAUUUAUUGGAGCACAUCUGAACUCUCAGAUUCUGUUCUUGAAACUCUAGUAUAUGUCACUAUGUUGUAUGGUAGUCAAGAAGUAUAUGUGAUACAGCUUCCUUAGGAUACACAUUAAAAUAUUUUGAAGAACACCAAGGAAUUCCUUGUACAUUUCCCCAUAUAGAAUUGAAAAUUUGAAAUAGAAUGAGAAUGAUUUAAUGCAAAGUA
This is a messenger RNA of Sesamum indicum (sesame), 1867 nucleotides long. Its product is annotated as putative polygalacturonase At1g80170. The record is from RefSeq and is a predicted model, not a curated record. Gene Ontology annotation, molecular function: polygalacturonase activity. Gene Ontology annotation, biological process: carbohydrate metabolic process. Lineage: Eukaryota; Viridiplantae; Streptophyta; Magnoliopsida; Lamiales; Pedaliaceae.